This is a messenger RNA of Maniola jurtina (meadow brown), 1165 nucleotides long. RefSeq lists its product as uncharacterized. The record is from RefSeq and is a predicted model, not a curated record. The transcript has 5 exons. The coding region runs from base 307 to 972 and encodes 221 amino acids. Lineage: Eukaryota; Metazoa; Arthropoda; Insecta; Lepidoptera; Nymphalidae.
UCAUGUUUUUCAAUUAAUCGAUGUAAAUUGAAGACAGUGGAGUGAAUGAAAAGAAAAUAAGUUUUCUACAUCCUGUUCGAAGUUUAAAACAAGGCCGUGUCACCUCACUUUUAACUUAAAUCGGAGCUUAAAUUAACAGAUUUUCUUUGUUAACCAUGGGAAAGAAAACACUGUUAUGGAAAGCAACAAUGGAUUCCACGUAAAUGCGACUAGAAAACGCGACAAAAACUCUAGCGCGUGUGAAAUGUGACGUAACGCCAUCUAUCGGUGACAGCUGGUAUUAGAUCGAAAGUGGUGAAAAGAAAAAUGAAGCUCAAUUUGUUCAAACGGUCGAUGAUAUUCGCGACUUUCUUCGGGUCGUGUUUAUGUAUCGCGCUGAUUGUGGCGUCGUUGGGAACUACCCAUUGGGUUGAUGCAAGGGCGAGGAGGCUAUCUAAUCCCACAGAAUCCGAAGGUCGAAUAAGUUUUGGGCUGUUCGAAGGCCAUAAGGAGCUAAAUUUUGGAUAUGGAUGGAGGCAUUAUGAUUUAAGUAUAAAAGCUGGUACGCACCCUGCCCGAAGAUGGUCAUGGUGUGGUACGGCUGCUCAGUUGGCAGUGGCGUUGGCAGCGUCCGGCGGCGCGUGCGUGCUGGCCGCGCUCGGCUCGGCCGCCCGGAACCGAUGCUCGCCGAAACCCUUGCUCAUAUGCAACUGUGUUACUAUACUAUUCACAAUGGGCGCAAUGUCAGUGUGGCUGACGGAGUUCUUCCUUCGACUGCAACACAACGUCAUGUCCGAUGAAGACUUAGCCAAUACCUGGUCGUCAGACUCCACUGCUGAUCUUGGGCUGUCUUUCUGGUUGGUGGUGACAGCGUGUAUAGCAGCCUUUAUAAACAACGUGUGUGUCCUCAUAGCGAUGACGGACGGUCGCGACGCGGACACCAUCGCGCCCGCGCUUGAGGAGAAAGUCAACGGGGCUAUUAUGUUGUAUUGAAGCUACUGUCAAGUAUUUUAGCGGUAACGAGCAAUGCCCGGGAGUGCCAGACCAUGAUCUGACAUUAUCACUUAUGACUUUAUUCACACGACCCGUGGCCAGGGGAUGUUUACGGCCGUAUUCACAAUCAUUACUAUGGGGUCUCACAGUGCGCUUGAACGCAUAGUGUAGGUUCCACCAAUCAGAUCAUUGU